Molecule: messenger RNA, 1086 nt
Organism: Adineta steineri
Lineage: Eukaryota; Metazoa; Rotifera; Eurotatoria; Adinetida; Adinetidae
Source: the annotation of a GenBank genome assembly
AUGAUGAGCAAACAAAAACAAUGUGUCACAUGUAAUAAGAGUAUUGGUAUUUUAACGUGUAAUGGAUGUGAACAAAGAUUUUGUGGUAAACAUGUUAUUGAGCAUCGACAAAAUCUUGCGAAUCAAUUAGAUGAUAUUAUGCAAGAUCAUGAUUUAUUACAACAAGAACUUAAACGAUCAUCUGAUGAACAUACUUUAAUCGAAAAAAUCAAUCAAUGGGAAAUACGAACAAUUAUGAAAAUUCAAACAGCUGCAAAAAAUGCUCGAACAGAAUUACAGCAGAAAAUAGAAGUGUCUAAAAAGCAAAUAUCUAAAGCAUGUCAUGAGAUUGCUGCUAAUCUUCGAUCAUCUCGUGAAGCUGAUGAUUUUUCUGAGAAUGAUCUAAUUCGGUGGAUACAACAAUUGGAUAAACUUAAAUUAGAAACUAUAUCACAAUCAUCAAUUCAAUUAAUAGAAGAUGAACAAUCUGUUAUUCAUUUAAUUAAAAUUUAUGAAAAUAAAUCUAUAUGCAAGGCAAUUGUUCCCUAUCAUAAUGAGUUUGUAAUACAAAAUCCUACAGAUCUUUCUUAUCAAGAAAAAUUCUCGAAAGUAAUUGGACCGGGAAAAAUUAUUGACGAUGGUCUUCUUGCUAAAUGUACAGGUACUGAUUUAGAUUAUGCAUUUAUUCUUGGUCAACAAGUAUAUUCACAAGAUAAACAAACGAUACGAUUUAAAAUUGGACAAUGUAAAUCUCCAUAUAAUAUUUUCUUUGGUUGUAUUUCAUUUCAAAUGAUUGAAAACGAAAAUAAAAUUCAUUAUUAUUCACCUUUAACUGCUGGUUGGUUUGGUUGUAAUGAAAUAUAUCAACAUGGUGCUGUUAAUUAUAAUUAUAAAAUACAUGGAUAUAAGAGUGAUGAAAUAGCGUCAAAUGAUAUAGUACAACUUACAUUUGAUUGUUCACAAAGACAAAUUGAAUUAUUUCAUGAACGUACAAAUAAACGUCAUACACUUUCAGUCAAUAUUGAUGAAGCACCUUUACCAUGGAAACUUUUAUUAGUAUUAAAUCGUCACAAUGAUUAUGUCAGAAUUUUACCUCAAAAAAACUAA